AAAAAGUAUCUGCCUUUUUCUUCUCAAAGUUUUGAUUUUUCUCUUAGGGUUUUUUGAUCUCUUUGUUAAUGGAGGAAGAAGGUUUUAGUCUGUGUUAUCUACUGUGAUCAAAAUUGUUUCUCGAGCCGGUUGCUUGAAGAUAUAGCUCUGGUUUGUUGAAGAACGCUUCUCUUUAUGCAAGAUUUACUCUCUUAGAAGAAUGAGAGCAGAUAAUGAUCACGCGCUUGGAAACUCGGUAGAGAUUUGCAAAGAUGAAUCUAAGCCUCAUCAAUGUCUUGAAGAGAACUGGGAAGAUGCAGAGCUAAAGGUCCCGGAAAAUGGGAAGAACAACAACAAUGUGUGUGAGUUGUUCUAUGAUACAAGAAGCGGCGACGAAUGGGAUAAAGAGAAUGAGAGAAAGAUAUUGCAACCUCAUUCUUGUGGAGAUGCUAAUGAGGCCGGAAAGAAAGUCCGAGAUAUUAGUCAUGAUUGUGAUGCUAAUGUGGAUUCUCCUGAUAAAAAGGAUCCGGUUUUCUAUAUGGACAAGAAUGUUACGGCCUGUGAUUUACCUGAGAUUGUUGUUUGUUACAAGGAGAAUACUUACCAUGUCGUCAAAGAUAUAUGUGUCGAUGAAGGUGUGCCUGUUCAGGAGAAGUUCUUAUUCGGCGAGAAGGAUUCUGUAAAGUCUAGCUCAAACUCAAACCAGUGUGGCUCAGAGGAUUUGAUUAAAGCAGACAAAGCAAAUGUGAAUCCUUCAGAAACUAAGUCUGCGGAAGCAAAUGUUGAUGAUUCUGAGUUUUGUAACGAUCAUAAGACAGACCGAGAUGUUGAAGAAUCUUCAAGAGAAGAUUUUGCUGACGCUGAAGGUUCUAGCGAUUACAAUCAAGAACAUUUGAUUGUGACAGAGGAAGCCAAGGCUUCACCCACGCAUGGGCUAAAUCCAUCUCAAAUUGAACCUGAUGAGAAUUCAAAGGACGAAGUGGCUAUAUCAUCGGAAACUGACUCAAAGGAAUCUUUAACCUUGGGAGAUAUUCUAUCAAGGGAAGAUGAACAAAAAUCUCCCAACCACGGUAACAUUAGCAGUGAUAGUCAUGAAGAACAAUCUCCUUCUCAGCUUCAGGAUAAAGAAAAAAGAAGCUUAGAAACCACAGCUAUUGAAACAGAGCUUGAGAAAACAGAGGAGCCAAAACCAGUAGAAGAGAAGCUUCCCUCUGCUUCUACAACGACCUCUCAAGAACCAAAUAAAACUUGCAACGAGCCUGAAAAGCCUGAAACUGAGAAUCAUCAUCAACAAAAUUCCUUAGUGGGAAACUCUUACGAAGACGAUAAACUUUCCUCAAGCAGAUUUGGAGAGACGAGUUUCUCAGCAGCAGAAUCAGUUUCAAUCUCAGGUCAUAUAACAUACUCAGGACCAAUUGCAUACUCUGGAAGCCUCUCUGUUAGAUCCGAUGCAAGCACAACGAGUGGAAGAUCCUUUGCUUUCCCCAUAUUGCAAUCAGAAUGGAACAGCAGUCCUGUAAGAAUGGCGAAAGCUGACAAGAGAAGACAAAAAGGAGGAUGGAGACACACUCUUCUCUGCUGUAGAUUCUCUUGAUGUCUCUCCUCCAGAAUUUAGUCCUAAAGCUUUUCACUUUGAAGCACAGAGGGAGAAGAAGAAGAAGAAAGAUUUAUGAAAGUUUACAGUAUUUUCUUACAAUGGGAGUGCUUUUUUUGAAUACUGAAAGUAAAUAUAUUUUCUCUUUUGGGUGAGUGGUUUAUAGUUUAUUAUGCCUUGGUGUGUAAUUGGCAUUUUGGUAGUUUAUUAUUUUGGGUUUAACAGUUUAGGGCUUUUGAGUUUGGAACCAAUGAGUUAUUAUAAAUUUUUUAAUGAAGG
Arabidopsis arenosa is the source of this 1852-nucleotide messenger RNA. The record is from the annotation of a GenBank genome assembly. NCBI's taxonomy places the organism in Eukaryota, Viridiplantae, Streptophyta, Magnoliopsida, Brassicales, Brassicaceae.